Branchiostoma floridae (Florida lancelet) is the source of this 701-nucleotide messenger RNA. Its product is annotated as cysteine-rich motor neuron 1 protein-like. Gene Ontology annotation, molecular function: protein binding. The coding region runs from base 18 to 701 and encodes 227 amino acids. Gene Ontology annotation, cellular component: extracellular region. The record is from RefSeq and is a predicted model, not a curated record. The transcript is spliced from 4 exons. NCBI's taxonomy places the organism in Eukaryota, Metazoa, Chordata, Leptocardii, Amphioxiformes, Branchiostomatidae.
CUAAGAGACGACGAAACAUGGCUCCUAGAGCGCUCCUGCUCCUGUUAGCGGUUGGUUUUUCCAGUCCGCUGGACCUAUACUGUCCUUGCUUCAUGGAGGCGGACUUCACCUGCCCGGCACCGCCCACGGACUGCGAGCUCAUUAGUGACGCGUGCGGCUGCUGUGACGUGUGCGCCAGGCAGGAGGGGGAGAGCUGCGGGUACUGGCUUACCGGGUGUGCUAGCGGCCUGACGUGCGUGUACCCGGAGUGUGACACGGCGGUACAGCAGGUGGUCCAGCCGGACGGCUCCGUGAUACAGAUGAUCAACCCCUGCGUGUCCUUAAAUUUCCAUGGAUACCGGGAACAUGUACACCACAGGGUCAGCUUCUUUACUUGUUUCUACUGGCCUUCCUUUUACUUUCACAACGCCAAGCGGCAUGAAAACGGCGUCCAACAGGUGCCGAUCGUCGACUUGGUUCCAUACUGUGAUCACGUGACUGCGGUGGAAGGCUGUCAGUACGAUGGCGUCACCAUCCCUGUGGGCACGGAAUGCAAGGUGGACGACUGCACGUGGUGCUAUUGUCCCGUCGCCGGGCAAAACCCCGGAUGUGUGACCCAGGACUGCCCGGCCCCGCCCUGUCCUAACCCCGUCAGCGUCCCCGGACAGUGCUGCCCGGUCUGCCGCUCGCCAACUCUGGAAAUUCUAUCGAUCAAUCAAUAA